CGAGCAAACAGCUAACGGGACAAAACAUUUUCUGAGAACACGACAGAGUCAUGAGGUUGUGUUUUUUAUUUCUGAUCGUCAUGGUGACCGGCGCCGACGGCGUAGAACUAACAGGGCUUUCUGGGAGAAUCGCUUCUCCGAGUUUCCCGAAACCCUAUCCCAACGAUCAGACGCAGACCUGGACGAUCACUGCUCCGGUGGGACAUCGCAUUAAGGUCUACUUCACGCACUUCCACCUGGAGCUCUCCUACCUGUGCGAAUAUGACUACGUCAAGCUUGUUUCCAAAGGGACCGAGGUGGCUCACUUGUGUGGCAAGGAGAGCACGGACACGGAAAAAGCCCCAGAAGACGCCGUUUUUUACUCUUUGGAUAAUAAAAUGACCGUCACGUUCAGGAGCGAUUACUCUAACGAGAAGGAGUUUAUUGGCUUUGAGGCUUUCUACGCGGCUGAAGACAUUAACGAGUGCGAGGUGGACCCAGAGACCUGCGAUCACUUCUGUCACAAUUAUAUCGGAGGAUUUUACUGUAGCUGCCGAGCUGGAUUUAACCUGCACAGCGACAAGAAAAUUUGCAUAGCGUCAUGCGGUGGGCAGAUCUACAAAGAAAGAAUAGGUGAGAUCACCAGCCCCGAUUACCCCGGCGCUUACCCCAAACUCUCCAACUGCAAGUACUCCAUCCAAGCUGAAGAAGGCUUCUCAAUCCAUUUGAAAUUUUUGGACUUCAAUGUGGAGUCGCACCCUGAUGUUUUGUGCCCUUACGACAGGCUGCAGAUAAGAGCCGGUGCGAAGGAUCUCCCGGCGCUGUGCGGAGACAGCUUACCGGCAGAAAUUGACACCCGGAGUAACAGAGUGGAAAUCGUCUUCACGUCCGACAGCUCCGGAGACCACACUGGGUGGAAGAUUCAGUACACAGCAAAAGCCCUUCCAUGCCCUAAUCCGGUGCUGCCACCCAGAGGCAUCUUCAGGCCCCAGCAGAAGACAUACGUGGUGAAAGACAAGCUUUCAGUCUCCUGCGAAGAGGGCUAUGUGCUGCUAGAGAAUGAGAAAACGGUGCCGUCUUUCACGGCGGUUUGUAAAACGAACGGAAUGUGGGACAAGCCCCUGCCGACGUGCAUCAUUGUUGACUGCGGAACGCCCGAAGAUAUCUACAACGGGACGUUUAAGUUCUUGACGCAGAGAGACGUGACUACCUACAACGCACUUAUCCAGUACGAGUGCUCGGAGCCCUUCUAUUACAUGAAAGAUCCUAGAGGUCGGUACCGGUGCAGCGCUCAAGGAUUGUGGGAAGAAACUAACACCCAGAGCAGAGUUUUGCCAACUUGUGUCCCCGAUUGUGGAAAAAGAACAAAUAUUGCCGUUCAGCGUAUCAUAGGCGGCACGAACGCAAAGCUGGGAAAUUUUCCAUGGCAAGUCUUCAUAAACAGCCCGGUGAGAGGGGCCGGCGCGCUGUUACACGACAAUUGGGUUAUCACAGCAGCUCAUGUGGUGGACCAAGCCGCCGAUGACAUAUCAAGCAUUGGCAUGAAAAUGGGCAUCACCAACACCAACGACAAAAACUUCAACGGGCUGCCUGAGGCUGUUUUCAUCCAUAAAGGUUACAAGAAAGGACAGUUUGACAAUGACAUUGCCCUCAUCAAACUGCAGAACAAAGCUCCCAUCAAUGACAAUAUUAUGGCGAUCUGCCUCCCAACCAAGGAGGAAAGGUUCCAUAUAUCGCACUCAACUGCCGACAACCACGCAGGGCUGGUUGCCGGCUGGGGCGUCACAGAGAGAGGAGUGACAGCGAGGUAUCUGAAAUUUGUCCAAGUUGACAUUGUUGAUCAUGGAGAAUGUAAAGAGACCUACAGAAGGAGAUCGGAUGACGCCAACCAGCAUGUAGUUACUGAAAACAUGAUAUGUGCCGGGUUCGAAGAGGGCGGCAAGGAUUCCUGCCAGGGAGACAGCGGUGGAGCGCUGGCUUUCUUAGAUAAGACGACCAACAAGUGGUUCAUCGGAGGAAUAGUGUCAUGGGGGGUGGAGUGCGGCACAAAAGGUCUGUAUGGAGUUUAUACAAAAGUGAGUAACUACAUCGACUGGAUAGAAAACACCAUCCAGAAACAUGGCUAAUUGUACUCUGUCAAUAUUUUAAUUACAUGAGAACCAUUAGAAUUAAAUACAUAAGUAUAAUCA
This is a messenger RNA of Spea bombifrons (plains spadefoot toad), 2168 nucleotides long. RefSeq names its product MBL associated serine protease 2 (gene MASP2). NCBI's taxonomy places the organism in Eukaryota, Metazoa, Chordata, Amphibia, Anura, Pelobatidae. Bases 51 to 2105 code for a protein of 684 amino acids. Gene Ontology annotation, cellular component: extracellular region. The transcript is spliced from 11 exons. Gene Ontology annotation, molecular function: serine-type endopeptidase activity; calcium ion binding. Gene Ontology annotation, biological process: proteolysis; complement activation. The record is from RefSeq and is a predicted model, not a curated record.